GGUCCCCAUCUCUGAGGGCAUAUCCUCUCAUCUCCGUCAUCACCCGGCAGCCCUCUGUGGUCCCUCACCUCGGCCCUGCAGCUCCCAGUUCCCGAGCGUUGUCACCCCACUCCUCCUUGGGAGCCACCAGCGCGGAGACACAAGCCAGUGAAACCCACGCUAGCAGUGAGUCGGAAGGGGAGCAGCCCACCCCGCGGUUGAAAAAGCCUCGCCGAAGCCGGACCAUCUUCACGGAACUCCAGCUGAUGGGGCUGGAGAAGAAAUUCCAAAAGCAGAAGUAUCUGUCCACACCAGACAGGCUGGACCUUGCCCAAUCACUGGGGCUGACUCAGCUCCAGGUGAAGACUUGGUACCAGAACCGCAGGAUGAAGUGGAAGAAAAUGGUACUGAAAGGUGGGCAGGAAGCUCCGACAAAGCCCAAAGGCCGCCCGAAGAAAAACUCCAUCCCCACCUCAGAAGAGAUCGAGGCAGAGGAAAAGAUGAACAUCCAAGUUCAGAGGCAGAUGUUGGAGACAUCUCAGGCCCCAGAAGAGCCUGAAUUGACAGAGGAGAAGCCUGAAGUCUCCUUGGAGACGGGAAAGUCUCCGGAGCACACAUUGGAGCCCUCCCCGGAGGAGACAACGCCCUCGAGUUAAAAGAGGAAAAACAGAAGAAAAAAAAAACAGAAAAAGGAAAGAGAAAAAAACAAAUUUAAAAAACAAAACCAAAAAAAAACAAAACCAAAAAGACAUUGUGUAUAAGUCAGGAGCUUGUGCACUUUGUGUCACUGGGAAUCAACCAGCGUGGGCUACCGUGGAACAAAGAAACCCAAUGCGUAUGGUGACCGUCUUUCCCUUCCCAACAGCAUGUGUAAGUCCUCCCUGCAGAUAACAAGGGGGCCUGAGUACUUUAGAGCUAUCUUCCAGACGAAACUGUGUGUCUAGAAACCUGAAAUAGCCUGGAGAAUCAGGAAAAGCCCAGGGCUCCUUUCAUGCCACGGGAGGUGGUUGUGUAGUGAUAUGACCAUCCUGGAGGGUUCGGUGUGUUCGCUUGACCUUAUCUUUGCCUUUUAAGGUAGAAAUGGACAAAGUACUCAAUCCGGCCUCAAGGCAAUGACUGCCAGGAAAAAGGGAACUUUUACAGCACAAUUUCUCAUUUAACCAGCACUUAUUUCUGUUAGCCAUGGGCCCAAGUGAAACAGUUUUUUGGAGGAUGCACAGACCGAGGGUUUUGGUUCAGCCCAUUAUAAAGAUAGGUGCAAGAUUCAGACCCAGGUCAAGAUUCAGAUUUCAGAUCUUCCUUGGAGGUUUGAGGUGAUCAGAUGUGGGAUGUGGAGCAAUCCUUUAUAAAGAUAACGGCCAUUGGGUAAAAUCUAGAUUGAGAUCACGAUUUGGAUUUCAAGCUGCUCCAGAACUGGGAUUUUUGCUUCGGGCCCAUUUCUAAUUAUUGUAGGGUUUGUAUUUUUUUCCCCCAAGAAGCAUUUAAAUAUUUUCAGGGUUAGGGGAGAGCAAUGGAGUUAAGAAGUGGCUGAAGAAAGUUCGCGUUUGUUUUUAAGACCUGUGU
This is a messenger RNA of Mauremys mutica (yellowpond turtle), 1542 nucleotides long. Its product is annotated as homeobox protein BarH-like 2. Gene Ontology annotation, cellular component: nucleus. The transcript is spliced from 3 exons. The annotation marks the transcript as partial. Gene Ontology annotation, molecular function: DNA-binding transcription factor activity, RNA polymerase II-specific; RNA polymerase II transcription regulatory region sequence-specific DNA binding. Gene Ontology annotation, biological process: regulation of transcription by RNA polymerase II. The record is from RefSeq and is a predicted model, not a curated record. NCBI's taxonomy places the organism in Eukaryota, Metazoa, Chordata, Testudines, Geoemydidae.